This is a messenger RNA of Folsomia candida, 987 nucleotides long. It is a transcript of the gene Taf11, whose product is annotated as transcription initiation factor TFIID subunit 11. The record is from RefSeq and is a predicted model, not a curated record. The transcript has 5 exons. Gene Ontology annotation, biological process: RNA polymerase II preinitiation complex assembly; transcription initiation at RNA polymerase II promoter. Bases 107 to 802 code for a protein of 231 amino acids. Gene Ontology annotation, molecular function: protein heterodimerization activity; transcription coactivator activity. NCBI's taxonomy places the organism in Eukaryota, Metazoa, Arthropoda, Collembola, Entomobryomorpha, Isotomidae. Gene Ontology annotation, cellular component: nucleus; transcription factor TFIID complex.
AGGAAAAUAUGCACACAAACUAGCCGAAAAAAGAAGCAUAGGAAUAGGACAUUCUAAGAUCGAGUCAAAUUGAAAUUGAUUAAACUAAUUUGGUUAACUUAUCCAGAUGGAGGACACCUCAUCUUUUCCCGACCUUCCACCCUUAUCUUCGCAGACCACAGUUCCAAAUAAGGAUGAAGAUGAUGACGAUUACGAUUCUGAAAUAGUUGUUCACCCUCCUUCUAAGCCAGAACCUCCUCCUCCCUCCUCGAUGGGCUCGUCAACCGUUCCCGUAUCUACGUCAUCGACGCCUUCGUCGUCAACUUCUUUAGAGGGAGGUGGGCUGUCUAUUUCUCUUCCUACUCCAACUCCUGCACCAUGUCCGCCUCCAGCAGUGCAAAGCGGACCGCUUACUUUGGGGGAAGAGAUGCGACGAGCUUAUCGAGAGCAGCAGUCCAAGAGUAGGAAGGAGGUUGAAGAGGAGGAGAGGGAGAAGAUGCAAGUUCUGGUAUCCAAUUUCUCAGAAGAACAACUUGACCGAUAUGAAAUGUACCGAAGGUCUGCAUUUCCGAAGGCUGCGAUAAAAAGGCUGAUGCAAACUAUCACAGGAAAUUCAAUUUCUCAAAAUGUGGUAAUCGCAAUGGCUGGGAUUGCUAAAGUAUUUGUUGGAGAAAUUGUUGAAGAAGCUUUGGAUGUGAUGGAACGUAACGGCGAAACAGGGCCCGUUCAGCCUAAACAUUUACGGGAAGCGGUUCGAAAAUUAAGACUUCAAGGCCACAUUCCUCGCAGUCGAGUUCGAAGAUUUAAUCCAUUUCAUUUGUAAAUUGAAGUUACUCAUAAUUUUAAAGCGAAGUUGUUAAUCGUAAGCUCAAGUUUAUUCACUGAUGUAGUAAAUUUUAUGUUUUUUUUUACUUUAAAGUUUAAAUUGUUCAAUUACAAUUACAUAAAAUAUAUUGUACACUAUAUUCGAUUCUGUAAUUAAAUGCUAAAACUUAGCUCUUGUCAAUA